AUGCGUUUACUGCUUUUCAUCUGCUGUUUCGUCUUAACAUCAGCAUCAACAUCGCAUCUUGGACACACACAAGGUACCUUGACAAUCGACGCGCUUACUUUCGAAAAGAUUCUACACCGCUUCGAUGCCGUUCUGAUUAAAUUCGAUGAUAAAUUUCCUUUCGGUGGUUUACAAGAUGAUUUUAAAUCGAUAUCUCUGAGUGUCACCAGGUCGAAAGAUUUCAUCAUCGCCGAAGUUCCUGUGACUGACCGCGAUGAACAAGAGAAUUUUCACUUUGCGCUCGGUUACCAGGCGUUCAAACCGGAAUUUCCCAUCUACAGAUUGUUUCUUAAGGGUAAACCUAAACCAAUUCAUUAUACUGGCGAUCGAUCAGCAGAUGAUCUUCGACGUUUUCUACUACGACAUACAAAUGUUUGGCUUGGUUUGAACGGCACAGUGGAGGUUCUGGACGGGAUUGCUCGCGACUUUUUCGAUGCAACCUUUGAUAAGAAUGACAAUGAACGAGAUGUGAUAUUAGAAAAAGCACGAAAUCUAGUGGAAAGUAUGGAUAAUCAGAAAGAGAAGGCGAGUGGUGAAGUAUAUGUGAAAAUCAUGGAAGCGGUUGUUAAAAAUGGCAUCGACUAUUUCAAUCGUGAAGAACGACGCAUUCAGAAUCUUCUCAAGGGAAAGUAA
This is a messenger RNA of Adineta ricciae, 672 nucleotides long. Lineage: Eukaryota; Metazoa; Rotifera; Eurotatoria; Adinetida; Adinetidae. The record is from the annotation of a GenBank genome assembly.